Molecule: messenger RNA, 561 nt
Organism: Ambispora gerdemannii
Lineage: Eukaryota; Fungi; Glomeromycota; Glomeromycetes; Archaeosporales; Ambisporaceae
Source: the annotation of a GenBank genome assembly
AUGUCUAAAGACGUCUUCACGCAAGUAAAGGAGGACCACUCUAUCAUCAAACAACUCUAUGAACAAUUCAAGAAUGAGAAAGAUGAACAUGAAAGACAAAAGAUUGCGAAUACUAUUGUUCGUGAAGUCUCGAUUCAUUCGGCCACCGAAGAAAUUGUUCUUUACCCUGCUUUCGAACAGUUCAUGGAAAAUGGCAAAAGUUUCGCCGAUCAUGCUCGUAAAGAACACCUUGGUAUCAAGAAUAUCAUGUAUGAAUUGGACGGAAUGAAGACCAGUGAUGCUGGCUACGUUCCAAAAUUGGAUUCCGCUAUGGAGGAAUUCAUUAAACAUUCUAAAGAAGAGGAAGAAGAGAAUAUCCCUAAACUACAAAACCGCAUCUCCCAAGAACAAAUCCAAGAACUCGGUCAAAACUGGCAUAACACUCGACCUAUGGUCCCAACUCAUCCUCAUCCAGCGGCUCCAGAUAAGCCACCAACUGAAGCUAUUGUCGGAGCUGCCACUGCGCCUGCUGACAAGCUUCGUGACACUACCCGGGAAUUCGUCGAUGUUCAUCGUACCUAA